UUGUGAAAACGUGAAAACGUGUUGUGACUGUAUAGCUUCUUUAGAGGAAGUGUAAAGGCAAACCAAUAAAGAGGGCAUACAGGGAUAAGUUAAAAAAUUGCCAAACGGACCCGAAUAUAGUCCAAGCAAGCAUCACAAAGCGACAUCGGCAGGGAAGAGGGAAGUGGUGUCGGCUGUGAAGGGUUGGUGUACAGGGGGCGGGAGCGGAUCUAGGGCUGACGGUGGUGGAUGCUGCGCUCGGGAUCUCAACGAUCCUCCGAUCUCAGUAACUCAGCGGCGGCAGAAACAAUCGGUAGUUUGUGUGGUCCGGUCCAGAGAGGCGGCCGUGUCCCGUAUCUGGUGUCUUCAUCAUCAUAUGAGUACUCAGUGGAGGUUGGAAUCAUAAAGAACCAUGUCAGUUCCAACAGCGGGCGAGGAAAUAAAGCAGCCUACUCAAUCUCCUGGGAAAACAAUCGCCGAUGGGCACUGUUCUCCUGCAAAAACAGGAGAUGGGGCAGAUGAUCAGCACUUCGUUUCAGAGAAGGUAUCAGGUUAUGAGACCAACCUGUACCUUUACUCUGAAGAAAUGGAGGACCGACCUAGAAUAUCAACCCUCAUUAGCUCCCUCGCCAAUUAUUCUAACACGAUUCCUCCCGCAUCGAAUGACCCCGAUGCGAGACCUGCAGCAGGCGGAGCCCGGAUGGGAACCCUAAUAGGAGUAUAUCUUCCCUGUAUCCAGAAUAUUUUUGGUGUUAUCUUGUUUAUUCGUUUGACAUGGGUCGUUGGUACAGCGGGUGCCUUACAAGGAUUCCUUAUAGUAUUUUGCUGUUGUUGCGUUACCAUGUUAACUGCUAUUUCUAUGUCAGCUAUUGCUACCAAUGGUGUUGUUCCUGGAGGUGGUAGUUACUUUAUGAUAUCCAGAUCCAUAGGACCAGAAUUUGGAGGAGCAGUUGGUAUGCUAUUCUACACUGGUACCACACUUGCAGGUGCUAUGUACAUAGUGGGAGCAGUUGAAAUUUUACUGUUGUACAUUACCGACCAGCUUACACUGUUUGGAGAUAUUUCAAACGACGAAGUAAAAUUUAACAACUUCAGAGUCUAUGGCACAGGAUUACUACUGAUAAUGGGCAUGAUUGUCUAUGUUGGCGUGAAGUUUGUCAAUAAAUUUGCAACAGUAGCUUUAGCAUGUGUACUUUUGUCAAUUGUAGCCGUUUAUGUUGGAAUAUUCGUAAAUAUAAACGGAAAUGACAACCUUCACUUGUGCCGUCUGGGCAAUAGAUUCCUAAAAGUUAGUGAUCCUUUUACCGAUUGCCAUAAGAAUACUACUGGAGUUUUACACAAGAUGUUCUGUACCAAUGAAACUGAUUAUAAAUGUGAUCCUUAUUACAAGAAACACAACACGAGUAUCGAAAGGGGUAUAAAAGGAUUGUCAUCUGGAGUUUUCUUUGAUAAUAUUUAUGACGGAUUUUUGGAACAAGGCCAAUUUAUUACCAAAGGUAAACUCCAAGCUGAUUUAGAAGUAAUGGGAAGUGAUCAUUACAAUCAAGUAUUUGCUGACAUUACUACCAGUUUUACGAUACUAAUCGGUAUAUUUUUCCCAUCUGUUACUGGAAUUAUGGCUGGUUCUAAUAGAUCCGGUGACCUCGCAGACGCUCAGAAAUCUAUUCCUAUCGGAACCAUUUGUGCCAUAUUGACUACAUCUACCGUUUAUCUGUCAUGUGUGUUGCUGUUUGCCGGAACUGUAGAUAAUUUACUACUCAGAGAUAAGUUUGGAGAAUCAAUAGGUGGUAAGCUAGUGGUAGCUAACAUAGCUUGGCCAAAUCAGUGGGUAAUCCUGAUCGGUUCAAUCUUGUCGACGCUAGGAGCUGGUCUGCAAUCUCUAACUGGCGCUCCCCGUCUAUUACAGGCUAUUGCUAAAGAUGGCAUUAUUCCAUUUUUGGCCCCCUUUGCUGUAUCAUCUAACAAAGGAGAACCCACUAGAGCAUUAAUUUUAACUUUAAUUAUUUGCCAAGGAGGUAUUCUACUCGGAAACGUCGAUAUCUUAGCUCCCUUACUUUCCAUGUUCUUUUUGAUGUGCUAUGGAUUUGUAAAUCUCGCCUGUGCACUGCAAACCUUACUAAGAACGCCAAACUGGAGACCAAGAUUCAAGUACUACCAUUGGUCUCUGUCGUUUAUCGGUCUCUCUUUAUGUAUUGCUGUUAUGUUCAUGACUUCCUGGUAUUUAGCGUUAUUGGCAAUGGCCAUGGCUGGAAUAAUUUACAAAUACAUCGAAUACAGAGGGGCUGAGAAAGAAUGGGGUGAUGGAAUUAGAGGAUUGGCACUUUCGGCAGCGAGAUUCUCGUUGUUACGUUUAGAAGAAGGACCGCCACAUACAAAGAAUUGGAGACCACAGAUUUUGAUUUUAGUAAAGUUAACCUCGGAUUUAUUACCAAAGUACAAGAAAUUAUUUUCUUUUGCUGCUCAGCUGAAAGCUGGAAAAGGUUUAACUAUUUGUGCAUCUGUAAUUAACGGUGAUUUUACAAGAUCAUACGGUGAAGCUAUGGCUGCCAAACAGAGCCUCAGUAAAACAAUGGAAGAAGAACGGGUUAAAGGAUUUGCAGAAAUUUUAGUAGCAAGGGACAUAACAGAAGGCUUAUCCGAUUUGAUUCAAACGGCAGGAUUAGGAGGACUGAAACCAAAUACAGUAAUAUUAGGAUGGCCCUAUGGAUGGAGACAAUCGGAGGACGAUCGCACUUGGCAAGUGUUUCUAGAAACGGUCAGGAAUGUCACUGCCGCAAGAAUGGCUUUAUUGGUUCCUAAAGGUAUCAAUUUCUUCCCGGAUACUAGUGAUAAAGUUGUUGGCAAUAUUGAUGUCUGGUGGAUAGUUCAUGAUGGAGGUUUACUCAUGUUAUUACCAUUCCUGUUGAAACAACACCGAACAUGGAAGAAUUGCAAAAUGAGGAUAUUUACUGUAGCGCAAAUGGAGGAUAAUUCUAUUCAAAUGAAAAAAGAUUUGAAAACAUUCCUCUAUCACCUAAGAAUACAAGCUGAAGUUGAAGUUGUCGAAAUGAUGGACCACGAUAUUUCUGCCUACACUUAUGAACGAACCCUAAUGAUGGAGCAACGCAACCAGAUGCUUCGUGAACUUCGCUUAAAUAAAAAAGAAAGUCUCGGUGUUGUGGAUCUGGCGGAUUUUAAUCACUUAUCAACGGAGGAGAAAUUGCCUUUGGUCCAAUCUAUAGUAGAUCAACAUCAUCAAAAUGUAGAUACUAAAAUAGCAACUAAGGUUCGAUUCCAGGAACCUGGUUCUGAAAAAGAUAACAAAAAUGAUCUUGAGCCUACCAAUGAGCCUAAAACUGAAACGAAAGAAGAUUGUGAUAAUUCCAAAGAAAAGGAUGAUUCUUCUGAGAAAGAAAAAGAAUGCUCUAAUGAACAUAAUCAUACAAAUUCAAUAGAGGAAAAUAAAACCCCUAAAACACCCGACGAGGGUAAUGUUCGUCGAAUGCAUACAGCUAUUCGAUUGAAUGAAGUAAUAGUGAAUAGAUCCCACGAAGCUCAAUUAGUCAUUUUGAAUUUGCCAGGGCCGCCCAAAGACACCAAGAUGGAAAGAGAAUCCAACUAUAUGGAGUUUUUAGAAGUUCUAACAGAAGGUUUAGAAAGAGUUUUAAUGGUGCGAGGUGGCGGAAGAGAAGUAAUAACAAUUUAUUCGUAAUUGUUCUACAACAUACGACGCGACGUCAAAUGUCUACAAAUACACUACCACUACUACUUCAACUAACAACAAAUCAAAGAACAUUAACUACCUAUUUGAAAUGACGAUGACGUAAUUACGUUAACAGUAUUUUAGUAUGUUAAACAGAAUUAGUGAUUACACCAAUUAUUUAUUCUUCUUAAUGUCUUAGAUUACAUUUAACCUAGUACGAUCGUUUUACUAGGUUCCGUGAUUCUUGAAACCAAUGUAAUAUGUAUCAAAUCAAAAUGAAAUUUUAAAUACUUAAGUGCUCAUUUUCCUACAACAGGAGAUUUAGCAAUACGGCUCCUAACCGUAUUAGAUAAGAAUGUAUUAGGAUAUAUAGUUAUUAUACACGUACACUUAUAGUGUAAUAUUGUACACUUGUUUUUUCUAUCAAAUAUUUCUUUUUCCAAAUUUUUUUGAAAAAUCUUAUAUUGAAUGGAGAUAUUCAAAAUGUAAAUUUUCCUAUUUCGAAUACCACUGAAGCCUUGUUGAUUGUAACUAUCGACUUUUAUUGCCACUCUAUAGAUACUUUCGCAGUAAAAUACCAUACAAUGUGAGAAUGGCAACAGAAAGAAAUGUUUGAUGAAAGGAAACAAGUACAUAACAAGUUUUAACUCGUUUCACAGCUAUCUGCGGAAAGUAUAGCUAUAUAUAAAAGCGUACUCUUAGUUUUUUGUUGGUUUUAAUGUAUGUUAAUAGAUCUUUAACGUCAUGCCGAAUGCGUACAUUGUGUCUAAAAAAACGUUUAUCGCAGUGAAUGAAGCAAUUUGGUUUAUAGACUAAACAAUAAGUCAUGUACAUUGACCAAGAGAUUUAAGCACAUAAUUAUACUGAUCUGUUUAUACAUACUUAAUUUUUUUCUAAAAUUAUGACGUUUCGAUGUCCUCGUUCUAUAAAUAAUUUAAUUAGUUGUAUGCGUAGAUGUCUAUUGAUGUCAACUGCGAAAUUGACUAAACUCCAUUGUGCGAACAAAAAUUUGGCUUAUUGACAUACCUACUGAUAUAACUGAUUAAAAAAAUUAUUCAUAUUUCAAGAAUUUACACAUUUACACAUACACAAAGACACACAACACACACAAAUAUAAUAUAUACUCCCAAACUCCAGAAUAAAUUAAUUUGCUUCAAACAGGGUUUUCACGUGAACUUAAUCCUCAUUAUCUCAUUCUAAAAGCUAUGUUCAUUUAUCACGAGGACAGUGUACUAGCACAUCUUGGGAUGUUUUGAUCCUAAAGGUACGUAUCCACUAUGUUCGCAUUCCUCUUGCGCUCCGAGCUCCUGCAACUGUUCCACAAGUGGAUACGUUCACGUUCCCGGACCGGGCAACGGUGCGCGCUCCGCCUCAGCGCUUCAAUCGGUGGCGGUUUAUAUGUAGAGGUGUGCAUGCCGUAUCCAUUGGAGCAGUUCUAGGGAGAGCGGAGCGCAAGAGGUUCGCGAACAUAGUAGAUACGUGACUUAAAAGAAGAAUGUGUGGUGAUAUUUUUUACUGCGCAUAAUUUAGGAUAUCUUAGAACUCUUCUAGAAUUCAAGGCGUGCUAGUACAUUGUCCUCGUGAUAAACAAACAGAGGAUUUUGAAUUGUCUCGAUCUAUUCUAGAUUUGAUUCUUAAACACGAAACAAUAUACAUAUUAAUACUAUUUUCAUUAGUCAAGUACAGGGUUGGCCACUGAAAAUCGUCCACCCUGAUAUUUGACAAUAUUUGGGAAUAUUUGGCUAAGUACGACCAGGUUAUAAAAGGAGGCUUCCGAAAACCAAUUCUGAACCAUCAAAAGUAACGGGAACCUACGAGGAGCAUCAUAAAAAGCAAAAUUCUGGUUACUCAUAUGACCUAUCUAUAUCUGCUCAUAUCUAUUUACUUCAAUUUUACGUAACUCUCAGGAGAAAAAGAAAAAUGGUCCUCAGUGUUAGGUACGUGUAAAUCACCCGAGAUCUUCAGACUGUAUGUGGUGAAGUUACGAAAUAGAAUAGUGACAUGGAACAUGCGCAUUUUAUAUGCAGUUGGAAAACUCAGUAAUGUCCUAAAAGAUAUGAAAACAACAAAUAUCGACAUUAUGGUAAUUUGUGAGACAAAUUGAUCUGGAAACAAUACAAGCCACAGCACAAACAUGGAGCGGAGCCAGCAUUUUGAUAAGAGUAAAUAAGACGCUACUCAGGCAAUAUCGACAGCACAAGCAUGGUCAGUAUACUAACAAGAGAAGAAACACAAAAAUUUGUGAAAAAUGUCUACUGUCUAAUUAGUCUACCCCGGGCGCAUUAUGAAAAAUUGUAAUAACAACUACAUGAACUAAUCUUCUUCUUUAGGUGCCAUGUCCAUAUUCAGACGUUGGUCGUCAUCAUGUUUUACAAUUUCCUGAAAUCUGUCUCUAUUAGCUGCUACGCGAAAUAAUUUAAAAUUUAAAAUGGUUUACAUGUACCUACUUUCUCCUCUCCAUUAAGAGAAAGCAAACCUCGAUCUAUAUUAAUUAAUCUUUCCCACUGCCAUCCACUUUGUCUUUGAAAUGUUCAUUUUAAGGCCUGUCCGAUAACUUGCUUUAUUGGUUGGAUUUACUAAUCAGUUCUUGAGAUCUUGCAAAUUUCUUGCAAGAACGGCUGUAUCAUCAGCGUACCUGAUAUUGUUGACAGUCUUACUCCCUCUUGCCUGCUAUCCAAAACACAACCCUGUCGUAUUCCUAGUUUGAUGGGUAGUUUUUCAGUACGACCAUCUCCAAUUUGGAUAGAGGCUACUUGAUUGUAAUAUAAAUAUUUUAGCAGUGUUAUAUCGCAGUGGUCAAGUCCUGCUGCUCUCAGGCAACCAAAAAGUGUAUCGUGUUGUAGUCAGUCAAAUGCCUUCUCGAAGUUGAUGAAACCAACAUGAACGUUCUUUCGAAACUUACAACUUUUUUGCAAGAGAACGCGUAUACAAAUACAAAAUAGUGCCCCUCUAGGUCCUAGAGCAUUCCUAAAUCAAAUUGCUUAUUACCCAUUCUACUUUCGCACAAAAGGAAUACUCGGUUUUGUAUAAUUCGUAAAAGGGUCAUAAGUGUGUGGCUCAUCAAACUGAUUAGUCUAAAAUCGCUGCAUUUAGUGGGCCUGCUUUUAUUUGGUAAUAUUAUAAACAGUGAUUAUAAAGUCCAGAGGAGUCAAAUCGGGGAUCUUGUUGGCGGGAGAAAUACUUCAAAUAACUAAACUUUUUGCAAAUUUCUUUCAAUAUAUGCCUGUCCAAUUCAAAUACCUGUCCAAUUAUAUGCCACACAUGAUCUAUUCACUAUUUAAAAUUAAGGGUUUGAGGUACUGGAAGGAAGGGUGAUGACAAAUGGCAGAUGUCUAUAUCGUUAAAAGAUCCCUUUGGGAUAAAAAUCGAACUGAUUUAGCAUUUCCUCAAAAUCCAAUGAAUAUUUCUAAAUAUCAGAACGGACUCUUUUGAGGAGUCAACCCUGUAUAUUGUUUUGUGUAUAAAAAAUAUAUGAAACAAAAUAUUAUUUGCAAUGUAGUGAGGAUACUUCGGUUUUUUCAUAAAUUAUAUUAAUUUGAGCAAAUAAUAUUUAUAUAUUUCGUUAGUUUGACUAACACGAGUUUUACUAAUGAUUGAUUUUUUUAAUAUUAGUAUCUACUUGGUUUCGACGCAUUUUAAAGCUGGUAAAAUGAAAUGUAGUAAUUCGCAUAAUUUUUUUAGGUGGUAAUUUAAAAACGUAUUCCGCGUACCUAUAAAUCUAAGAAUUUUGAGCAAUAUUAACUUAAUAAAUAAUGAAUACUUACUGUAUUAAAUGUCAAAUUAUGAGUGAUAGAAAUAUAAUAUUUAGUAAGUUCUUAGUAACAUUUUAUUCUGCGGAGAUUUCUGGAUAUUGGCAAAUUUUUUAUACUCCAAUCUUUCGAUUUACCUCCCAUUUUUGAAAUAUCUAUAAAUUCUGUAGACUAAAUAUGUUACAUAGGUAUUUAUCUUAUUAUGUACAAUCUUCUAAUAAUGACGGGGUGCAAAUUUCUCUCCGUCCUAAUGCAAGCCCCAACUCAAAAAUCAGUAUAUCAGAAACCUCUUUAUAACAUAUCCAUAAACUUACUCAAAUUUUAUUAUACAUGUAUAAUCGUGAAAUAACUACAUACCUACUAAUUGAUGUAAUAAUUACUUUUACAGAAAUAAUCAAAACCAAUUUUUUCUAAUGAAAAUUAAACAAAGAAAUGACGAAUAAUUUCUUGAAUACUUUAUAAAAAGAAAAGUUAUAGAUCGUUAUAUAAAUUGUAAGUGAUCCAAAUCUUGUUGGAAAUUUUUGAAUAUAAGUAAUUAUUGAAAUAAAAUAGCAUAUCAGAUUUUAUGUGAAAGAAAAAAGCAAACAUACAAGUUUGUCAAAUAUACGAUCACACUUGGCCGCAUUGAUAUUAGGCUCCACCUACGAUGCGCAGUCUUUCUCUACGCAAGUAGACAAAAUCGCCAAGUGGCACCGUAUAUUUGACAAGCUGUACAAAGAUUCAUAUAGUCGGUUUACUUCAUUUAAAUUUAACUCUCAUUUUUUUUUGUAUAAUAUAAUUGAUAUUAUAUUAAUGUCAUUUGUGACGUACAUAAGCCGUAUAACCUAAGUAAUUAAAGUAAUUGACAUUACUUACUAUUAGUGCUAUUCUUUAAUUAAUUUUGAACUAAAUAUGACUCGAUUUCGAUUAUCUUUCCUAUGGCGACUUUUGCUACAUCACAUCUACAUCUUAUUUCUUCCUGUAGUGACCCAGUGUUUGUGAUCAAUCAUUCAAGGAAUAAUUAUGGGCUCACAAUCUCAAACCGGUCAAUCGUGAAGAUGUGUGGAUAAUUGUUAAAUUGUCUAUUCUUUAUCAUGAUCUUUAUCUUUGAUAUGUUUAAAACAGCAGACCAAAUAUUUGACUUUCGUUUUCAACCAGUCGUAUGAGAUCACUUGACUCUUCUUGACUAUUUGCUGGAUCUUCUCAUAGUAUGCUGCCCAAAUAUAUUAAAUAAUUAUAUAAAAUAUUAAUAAUAAAUAUUUUAAUAAUAAAUGUGUAUAAGCUGUACUUCUCGCGACGGCCAGAUGUGUACGAAAAUUUUUGGGAAAUACCAGCAUACCAGGUCACCUAGGGCUCGAUAACACGGAAAGAGUCCCACCAGAGCUCAAUCCUUUUGAUACCGUAGGUAUCUGGGAUAAGUCAAUUUUCCCCUUAGAGGGAGUGUAAGCCGUAUGGGUAAAUCUGGAUAAAUAUAUUAUAUAUUAAAUAAUUGUGGAGACAGUAUACAUCCUUGUCUAACAGCUCUUUCUGAAUGGAAUUCGUUUGAGAGUAUGUCAAGCACUUUAACUGUUCCAGUAGUGUGCUCAUAUAGUUCAGUUAUAAGCGAAAUUAAGUGUUGUGAUAUGCCUACUACUUUUAGUAUCUGCCAUAAAUGUUGCCAUUUGAUCCUGUCGAACACUUUGCGAUAAUACAUAAAACUAAUGUAUUGUGCGAUACUAAUUACCCUAGAUUUUCCUAUUAUUUGUCUUAUGUUCAGAAGGUAUUCUCGAGUACCUCUACCUUUGGUAAAUCCUGAUUGCUCAUGGGAUAUUGCUCUUUGUAGAAAAGUUUUUUUUUUGUUUUCCCAUUGAUAGAAAAGUUUCCCAUUGAUUUGGUGUAGCAUCAUUUGGCUUGCAUGUGAGAUAAGGGAGACGGUCUUUUAUAAUUGUCGCAUUUAUAGAAGCUGCCGUUUUUAUGUAUUGUAGAUUUUGUCCAGUUGUCAAGCCAUUGCUUGGAAUGACAUAUUUUGUUACAGACCAAAAGAAGCAGUUUCUUCUGUGCUGCUUUGUUAUACUUGAGUUUACUGAUCGCAUCCAUUACUGAUCUUCCAUUUCUUCAGGGGUUUGGUGAACAAGUUCCUGGCGUUGAAUUUCUUUUUGUAGAUCCCGGCAAUAUAAUAUUCAUGUCUCUAUGUCUCCAAUGUCAUAUCAGAAUGAACCAGGACAAGCAAAACUACAAAAUGAAAUUAAUAAAGCAUAUGGCAAAAAACAGGACAAUCCUUAAAAAGGCGAUAACAAUGUAAAUUACAUGAGCAAUAGUAUUUUAAUUACUAGGUUUAGUGUAUAUUGAAGAGAGCAUCAAUGCGAGUUGUUGACGACUGGUAUACCAAAACAGUACAACGGCGUUGAUAUGAAUGAGGAACUCAUAAACAACGUAUGACGUUAGUUAUGGCUACGCAAAUAAGACCAUAUUCAUCUCAUAUAACCUAAAAAGACUACAAAUAUUUAUUAACGCUGUAAAGCAAGUGAGUAAAAGUUCAAGGAUUCACGUGGAAUAUAAAAAAGACGAAGUAAAUGUUAUAACAAGUUGAACAUCCAACACACAAUAUUAAGGACAAUAAUCAGUUUAUACAACGAGUACCAAGAUUCACAUAUUUAGCAUUUACAUCCUGAAUGAAGACUAGGAUUAUUCACAACAUAAAAAAAGUAGAACCGAAACAGUCAGCACCGCAUUUCUUAAGAUGAAAAAGUUACUGUGUGACAAAACGCUAAGCUUAGAACAACAUAAUAAAUGCCUUAUCUCAUGUUAUGAUUGUUUCGUUUAGUUGUCUGGUGUUGUGUAUCUCACCAGAUGCUACGUAUAAGUAUAUAUAAGCAUUUGAAAUGUGGGUAUAGAAAAAGUUCUCAAAAUCUUGUGGACUGUUGGAUUUUCCAACGGGGAAGAUCUCAGACGAAUGAAUAUUAAAACCAGAAGUACUAUUAACCAUAAAAACAAGGAAAAGUAUGGGUUAUUUAGUGCAAUAUAUACAAAGUAUUGUAUUGAUGAUUACCAACAUCCGGAGUGAAUAGGGAGCCCAAAGAAGAAGAAAAAUCCGUCUACUAUAAUUAUACAAGUAUUCACAUGCCUGUAUCUACUCAGUUAGUAUAUUGUGUUAAUUAUUGAAAAUUUAAAACAUUGUAUCACAAAAUUGGAAAAGAUUUCUCAAAAUUCUUACCCUGACAAUGAAAGUCUAGAUUCUCAUACAUCCCGGUGUUUAUUUUGAUGCAUGAACUUGAAAAAUAUUUUGUUCUUAGCUAAUUAAUGUACUAUUAUAGAAAUCUACUAUUUUUUAAUGACAUGGCCUUAAAAUAUGCAACAUUUUUAUUAUAUAUAAUUUUAGACAUUUUAAUAUACAUAUUUUUAGACAAAACAAUAAAAAUUUUAUGUAAUGUUAUAAAAUUUAAAGGUUCCUAACUUCUACUAACUCCCGCGUGCAGAAUGAAUGGGGCAGGUUUGAUAAAUUUUAGGGAAAACACAAAUACACAACGAUAUAUGAAAUUGUAAUUAGCAGCUCAAAAUAACCCUCUGAUAUACUGAUUCAUAGUUAAGGGUUUGAUUUUAAAAACAACAUAUGGCAAUGUAAUAUGUCUACAUUUCUAAAGACAUAAUUGCCCAAUCUUUGCACGUUAAGGGGAGGCUUAACUUUAUAUCCCUACAAUAUGUCGUUCGUCCGGAAGAAAAGUGGCACAACUCAAAAAGUUAAUAUUUCAGGAAAAGUUUCACAUAGUUUUUUACUUCCAACUUCGUAAGAUGGCGGUAGUGUCAUUAUUCUUUUGGCGGUAAACUGAUUAUUUUUAUUCCUGAAUAUUGACACUUUUGUAGUUAUGCUCUGACGUUCGAAGUGAACGUAUCGUUAUUUAUCACGAAAACUGUUGUAUUUCGAGAAGUGUCCUAAGUAUUCUUUGUUAAUGUUUAAAAAAGUGACCAGUAUUUUAAAAGAAAAGUGGCAUAACUCAAAAUUAUGAUCUUUUUUCUUUGUUAAAUCAGAUACAGGUAGUUUUUUUGUUUUGGUUCUUACACAAUUAGAAAUAUUCACUUAUCCAUGUUCUUCGUUUUUGAUUUAGAAAUUUUAGCAGUUACGGAAAACACGGAGCAGUUACGGAGUUGUGACACUUUUCUUCCGGAUGAACUAUGUUACUGUUAAUGUAAUAAACGAACUUUUUAUGUUUUGCGAUGUCUAAAGGAUGUGACAUGGUACUAUAAAAGUGUAGUUGUAAUAUUGUUGUAUAAACUGUAUAGAUAACGAUUUGAAACCAAAAUCCACUAUAAAAUAUCAUUGUUUUGUUUUUUUAAGGGUUGAUAGGUUUUUUAAUGUUAACUUACUGUCGUCCCACUUUGAAUUUUGAAAACAAAAGGUUUUUAUACAAUAUAUUCAACCUUUAAUUUUUAAAUGUCCAAUUUAGUUACAUUUUGCCAAAAAACAAUGAUUGCUUUUUUGUUACAAUAAGGAGUAUGUACAAGUGUUAUAAAGCACCAAAACUAAAACGGCCUACACACGUCCCGACUAACCACCCAACUGUCGCGUCCGACGACGUCGGGGCCCUACUGUUGGUGUGUGUAGGCGUACUACAAAAAAAGUUGUCCCCGACGAUCUGGCUGACCGAUUUGGUUAUAUAACCGUGCUAUUCCGAGAGCCCGAUAGACUAACUGUAGUAAUGGUUAGAACGUGUGUAGAAGCACGUGUGUGUCGGGAAGUUCAGUAUUGUCGGAUAGUAUAGCCCGGACGUGUGUAGAGCUCACCCCAACAAAAAUUGUCGUUUAUAGACCAGGGCAUUUAGCACUAAAAACACCCGAAUAAAUAAAUUUUUAAAUACAGCACCUAGAGACUUGCAGUUUUUUGCAUUAUGUUCAGGAUGACAUCAGGAAAAAAGUCUACGAUUCAAAAAUGGGUGGAAAUGCAUAAUUGCACUGUAAAGUGCAUAAAAUGCAUCCAAAAUUGCAUAAAUAUAAAAAUAAAGUCAAAAUCAGGAUACUAAGGAACAACAUUUAUUAUUUGGGGGGGUUUGGGGUCACUAAAUACGAUUACGCAAUCAGAACUGACACCCGGAUCACCUGGUGCCCAAGGUCAGUGCAAGAGACGUCAUCUUCUGGAGUUUCGAUGAUUUUCGGCAUUAAAUCGAUGCAAAUGGAUUACUCAAUGGUUUAAGGGGUCGCUAAAUACGAAUAUGAUAUCAGAAUUGCCCUUCGGAGUACCUGGUGCCCAGGGUCGCUACUAAGGCACGUCAUCUUCUGGAGUUUCGAGGGAUUUCGGCACUAAAUUGAUGUAACUGGACUACUCGGGGGGUUUUUGAGGUGGUUAAACAAGAACAUGCCAUCAGGAUAGGCCUUAGGAUCACCUAGUGCUCAAGGCCACUGUAAGGAACGUCAUCUUCUGGAGUUUCGAGGGCUUUCGGUAUCAAAUUGAUACAAACGGAUUACUUACGGGUUUUUGAGGUCGCUAAACACGAAUGUGCCAUCAACACCAACUCCCUGUGCACCUGGAGCCCAAGCUCACUGCAAGGGACGUCCUCUUCUAGAGUUUGAGAGAUUUCGGCAUUAAAUUGAUAAAAAUGGAUUAGUCGGGGGUUUUUGAGUCCUUAAACACGAAUAUGCCAUCAGAACAGACCUCUCGAUCACCUGGUGCCCAAAAUCAUUGCAAGGGACGUCAUCUUCUGGAGUUUCGAGGGCUUUCGGAAUUAAAUUGAUGCAAACGGAUUACUUACGUGUUUUUGAGGUUGCUAAACACAAAUAUAAUAUCAGAAUUGAACUCCGGAGUAUCUGGUGACAAGAAUCGAUACUAGAGCACGUCAUCUUCUGGAGUUUCGAGGGUUUUCGGCAUAAAAUGGAUGCAAAUGGAUUACUCGAGGAAUUUUUGAGGUCGCUAAACACGAAUAUGUCAUUAGAACAGACCCAUGGAGCACCUGGUGCCCAGGGUCACAGCAAGGGACAUCAUCUUCUGGAGUUUCGAGAAAUUUCGACAUUAAAUUGAUGCAAAUGGAUUACUGAGGGGUUCUUGAGGUCGCUAAAUUCGAAUAUACCAGGUACUCCGAAGUUCAGUUUUGAUAUCAUAUUCGUGUUUACCGACCCCAAAAAACCCGUGAGUAAUCCGUUUACAUCAAUUUAAUGCCAAAAACACUCGAGCCUCCAGAAUAUUAAGUGCCGUAGUAGCGAUCCUGGGCACCAGUUACUCCGGAAUUCAAUUCUGAUGGCAUAUUCGUGUUUGGCGACCUCAAAAACCCCCGAGUAAUCCGUUUGCACCAAUUUAAUACCGAAAGCCCUCGAAAGUCCAGAAGAUGACAUCCAUUGCAAUGACCUUGGGCACCAGGUGAUCCAGAGGUCUGUUUUGAUUUCAAAUAUACGUGUUUAACCACCUCAAAAACCCCCCGAAUAGUCCAGUAGCAUAAAUUUAGUGCCGCAAUAUCUCGAAACCCCAGAAGAUGACGUGGCUUAGUAGCGACCCUGGGCACCAGGUACUCCGUAGGUCAAUUGUGAUGGCAUAUUAGUACUUAGUGACCCUUAAAAUUUUGGAUGCAUUUUAUGCACUUUACAGUGCAAGUAUGCAUUUAUACCCAUUUUUGAAUAGUAGACUUUUUUCCUGACGUCAUCCUGAACAUAAUGCAAAAAACUGCAAGUCUCUAUGUGCUGUAUUUAAAAAUUUAUUUAUUUUGUGCUAAAUGCCCUCGUCUAUUAGUUCAGUCGUGUUGGAAGGCACUGUCGAGACGUCUAUAGGCCGUUUUAUUAUGCUUCUCAACCUAACUAACAAUGAGGCGUUGUGGCUAAAAACCUGACAAUAACGUUAGGUUCAUGGUAUUCUUGCAUUUUAUAUAUACCUUUAGAGUUUCUAUAGAGCGUUUCACGUUAAGAACGGAACAUUGCGUAGACAGGGCUACGUAUUUCUUAUGGGCGAUAGAAGCGCGCCGAUGCCGCUUCUAUCGUAUCGAUAAUGAAUCGUAUAUUGGCAGACUAGUAGCAACACGUGCCGGAGAGUUUUGGCAACACUGAUCUGCAUAAGCCAAACGUUCUGUUCUUAACGUGAAAUAAAGUAUAAUGAAUUUGCAGAAAUUGUACAUUUUGUCGUGUUAGGCAUUUUAUUUUAUUUUUCUUAUGCUUUUAUAGAGGUUUUUAAUAAAAAAGAGUUAUUAUAUAUAUAUAUAUAUAUAUAUAUAUAUAUAUAUAUAUAUAUAUAUAUAUAUAUAUAUACAAUAUAAAUAUUCAAAGAAUUUUAAUGUUUUAACAAAUAUAUUUAUCUAUAUACUAAUACGAACUAGUAUAUUCAUAUUAAGUGUGUUUUGUUAGAAAUCGUUUACGAACGAUGAUUUCUCUUUAUUUCUAUUAUACAAAUAACUAAUCGAUCAAAAAUAAAAAAAUAUAUAUUAUUUGAAUAAACUAUAGAAUAAUGAAAAAUACGAGAUUCGUUUGUAGAUGUUUUCUUCUAUUAUUAAAACUAUGUGAUUAAAAAUAAUCCCAUAUACAGUGGAACCUCGAUUAUCCGUCAGGGCACCGGACCAAUGGUAUGACGGAUAAUCGAAAAGACGGCUAACAGAACAUUAAAAAAAAUAAAAAUUCAUAGUACAACUCUCAAAUUUUAUUGAUAUGUUUUGUUUGGCAAUACAAGAAAGACAAUCGAAUCAAUUUGGUUUAAAAAAUUCUGAAAUUUUUGUUUGUUUUACUGUUGCUUCAAAUUCUGCAACGGCUGAAUUUCUCAAUCGGCGUAAGAUCAUGCAAUCUACUUUAUUGGCUUCUUUUUGUAGAGAAUACCACUCGAUGAAUUGUUGCAUGAGCGAAACAGCUUCUCUAGCUUCUUUAAGCAAAUCUUUGUCAGUUGCAAUAGCAUCAUUGACAUCGCCACCGUCAAAUGUUCAAACAAAAUGAAUUAUUGAUGACUCAAUUUUUGCUUAUGUAGUCAAUACAACUUAUGUACCCUGACGGUCAACAGAGGUGACGGUUAAUGGAGACGGAUAAUCGAGGUUCCACUAUAUCUAUAUUUAGUGAAAUCUAUGUUUUGACAAAAUAUAACACAAUUAUGUGAUUUAUAGAAAUGUUAAUUAUUGUUAUUAAUAUUAAUAGGUACUACUUAUACAACAAUCAAAAUGGUAUAAAAAGAGAAAUAUUUAUUUUUAUUUCUUCUAGGUAUUUGUUAAAAUCUAACUAUCUAGUGUUAAUAAUUAUUAUGUUAUCCAAAAGGAAUUACAAAUUAUCGCAUAGAAAUUUAUUAAAUAAAAAUUCAAAAUUAUUUAUAAUUAAAAUUAAAAUAAUUUACGUCCAGUUGAAACAUAUACGAUAUGUCUUGUGAAGUUUAAUUAAAAAUAUAGUGACUAUUUGUCGAUAAACGUCAUCUUUAAAUGUCUGAAACUUUAUUAAACAUCUACUUCUAAACGACACCAUACAGUGUAUUAUACGUAUAAUAUAUGUAUAUAACAGUAUAUAAUAUACAUACAGUAGAACCUCUAAGUUAAAGACCAUGGGAAACACAAAAUACUUUAAAAAAUCCACAAGAAUUUCCUUGCAGUCGGCUGUAUAACAUAAAUCACAAAAAUUAAUUAAAAUCCUUUCUUCUUCUUCUUUUAAUUUCAUGACCGUUAUCGAUCGUUCAAUAUCAUGUUGGCUACCAUCUUCGCUAUCGUGACUAUUGACAGCAGCUCUGAAUGAUGAUGACCAUUUCCUUAGAUUUUUCAGUCAUGAUGUUCUUCUUCUAUCAGGACCAUAUUCUCUCCCUGAAUGAUUAGAUGUAAACGAUCAUAUUUUUUAGGGUGUCUCAUAAUGUGACCGAAGUAUUCCACCUUGCAUCUCUUUAUUAUAUUGACCAGUUGUGUUGUUUGGUUCAGCGUCUAAGGACUUCCUCAUUUCUAACUCUGUCGACCCAGCUUAUUUUUAGUAGUCGUCUGUAUACCCACAUCUCAAAGGCUGCCAAGCGUUUAAGCAUAGCCUCAGUUAGAGUCCACGCUUCUACUCCAUAUAGUAGGACCGGAAAGAUAUAACCAUUCAAAUUCUUUAUAAAAGGUAUAUGUAUUUAUAUUAAACAAAGCCCUUCCGGGUUACAUCACAGAAUGUUUUCGGCAUCAGUGCUGCUUACAAGUAUACAUGCUUUGAGCCACCAAAAUAUGGGGGGUGAAAACACUUUAAAUGGUAUAAAGUUGUUAUAGUUACAUUUUUGUAACUGGUCAAUCUGGUGGUAUGGGAACUAUAUUUAUUGUCGUUUUCUGUGCUACUUCGAUUGAUAACUUACUUUGUUUUUCGGUAGAUGGCUCUAGUACAUCCGUGGCAUUUCGUUCUUUGCAAUUCGGAAAGGCCCAAAGUAUGAUACCUGGGGAAAUCGGAGAGAAGAGGAUAUCGGACUACUGAUGAGGAGGAAAAAACCUCCGAAACCGGUAUAGACUCUUCCUGCACUCUCCGAUUUAACCAGAGUAUUAUGCAGCUGCUGAAUUUUUGUGUUGCAAAGAAAUUGAAAAUGUUUAUACAUUUAAUUACAUAUUUGUAUAUGGAUUGAUAAUAUGAAGACGACCACGGCAAGAAAUAAGGACACGAGAAAAACCUCCAAAACCCAGAUGAGAAUAACCACUUGGAACAUAAGAUCGCUUAACACUAGAGAUCAAGAAAUAACCCAAGAGCUAAAAGAGAAAAAAAUAGAUAUAUGCGCUCUACAGGAGACCAAAAAGAAAGGAAAAGGCCAGUCAAAAUUGGGCGAAUAUAUACUAAUCUACAGUGGAGUAGCAAAAGAAAACAGGGCCAAAGAGGGUGUAGCCUUACUAAUACACCAAAUAUACCAAAAUAACAUCAAAGAGUGUCAAUAUGUAUCAGAAAGGAUUGUCGCAGCAAAAAUUAGAAUGGAGAAGGAAGACCUGAACAUCAUCGGAGUAUACGGCCCAGAAAAUAGUAAACCCCAAACAACAAGGGAAAUAUUCUAUGAUCAAUUGCAACAAGUAGUAGAUCAAGUUAGAGGAAAGUUGAUAAUACUGGGGGAUUUUAACGCUCGAAUAGGCAACUAAGUAAUACUUGGAAUUAAACAAAAACAUAAUGAGAAUGUCAAAAACGAAAAUAGAGAACUGAUGAUAAACUUCUGCACGAAUAACGAACUUCGAAUAAACAACACCUUUUUUGACCACAAAGACCAACACAAAUAUACAUUCAAUAAUACCCGUGGACAAAGAUCUAUGAUAGAUUAUGUUGUAACUAACAGAGAUAUACAUCCAUCAAAAAUAAUUGACGUAAGAUGCCUCAACUCAGCAGAUGUAGGUAGUGACCACAGCCUAGUAUUAUUUAAAAUUAGAAUCACCAUGAAAUGCUUCAUACCUAAGAGAGUGGCACCAACACAAAAAAAAUCAAAGUCGAAGGACUAAGUACGGAAUCCACGGAGUCCUUAUAUAGAAAAAGAAUAUCAGAGAAGAUUGCUGAUAACGAAAUACUAGAAAACGAUAACAUCGAGGAAAACUGGGAAAAACUCAAAAGUAACAUAAUUAACGCAGCAACAGAAUCACUUGGAGAGAGGAAAGUAACGAAUACCAAUAUAUCAAAAAAGAAAACCCCAUGGUUUCGAGAGGAAGUGAAGAUAAAAUGUGAAGAAAAAAAGAAAGCCUUUUUACAAUACAGAACACAACAAACACAACAGGCAUACAACCACUAUAAAAGAAUUAGAAACGAAACAAACACAUCAGUCAGACAAAUAAAAAGAGAACACUGGGAGAGUUUCUCAAAACAGAUGGAACACGACUUCUACGGAACACAAAAGGAAAUAUGGAGAAUGAUCAGAGGACAAAGAAAAGAGAUGAACGAACUAAAAAAAAAACGAAACACAUUCAGAAGGAAACUUGGGCAGACUAUUUUCGAUCUCUGUUUGCUAAAGAUAACGAUAACGAACCACCAACACCUGAAGUGACAACAAAUGAAGAAAUAAAUAUUGAAGAAGCAGAGGUAACGAAAGCAUUAAGGAAAUUAAAAAAUAGAAAAUCACCAGGAGAGGACAGAAUAUCGAAUGAACUCCUAAAGUAUGGAGGACAAGACCUGACCAAGCAAUUAUUAAAACUAAUCCAAAAAAUAAUAGAACAAAACAGAAUACCACAAGAAUGGACAUCAAGCAUCCUAACACCUCUCUUCAAAAAGGGAGAAAAAUCGGACCCGGAGAAUUACAGAGGAAUUAAUUUAUUAAACACAACACUAAAAUUAACGACCAAAGUGAUAACAAACAAACUGAAUAAAAUUAUAACAUUAGCAGAAGAACAACAAGGUUUUAGGUCGGGAAGAUCAUGCACCGACGAUAUAUUUAUAAUGAGGCAGAUUCAAGAAAAAUCGUUAGAAUAGACCGGCAUACUUAUGUUUCGUGGACCUUAAGAAGGCAUUUGACAGGGUCAAAUUAAAGGACGUUAUCCAUUUAUUGUACGCAAGAGAGGUACCUCUAGGAAUAAUUAAAACGAUCGAAAAUAUCUACCAGAACAACACAAUAAAAGUAAAAGUAGAUGAAGAACUAACUGACCCAAUUGAAGCUGGCAAUGGGAUAAGACAGGGAGAUUCUCUGAGUCCUCUGUUGUUCAACCUGAUCAUGGACGAAAUAAUAAAAAAAGUGAGAACAAAAAAAGGAUACCAAAUGGGAGAAAAACAACUUAAAAUAAUCUGCUAUGCUGACGACGCAAUACUAAUCUCUCAAAGUGAAGAUGAUUUACAACGUAUGCUGCACGAAUUUAAUAUAACCGCUAGAAAAUUUAACAUGUUAAUUUCCCCAAAAAAACUAAAUGCAUGGUUAUAACAGCAGAUCUAAUAAGGUGUAAAUUAGAGCUGGAAGGUCAAAUAAUAGAACAAGUCAUGGAGUUUAAAUAUCUAGGCAUCACACUAUGCAGCUACGGAAAGCUCGAAACAGAAGUGGAAGAUCUGGUGAAUAAAGCAAACAGAGCCGCAGGUUGCCUGAAUGAAACAAUAUGGAGAAAUAAAAACAUCGGAAAAGAAGUGAAAGGCAGAAUUUACAAAACAGUCAUCAGACCAAUAAUGACAUACGCGGCAGAAACACGACCUGAUACAGAAAGGACAAAAAGAAUGCUAGAAACAGCAGAGAUGAAAACAUUGCGAAAAAUCGAUGGUAAGACGAUGUGGGAUAGAGCUAGAAGUGCAGAUAUACGAAGGAGAUGCAAGGUGGACAACAUUAAUAACUGGGUGAAAAGCAGAAGAGUAGAAUGGAACGACCACAUAAGCCGAAUGACAACAAAUAGAGUACUAAGGACGGCGAGAGACGGUUCCCCCAUAGGAAGACGAUCAGUGGGAAGACCACGAAAACGAUGAAUGACAACUUACUGGAGGCACAUUGAAAAACAGACAGAGUAAUGUCUAUAUAAAAAUAAGAAGAAGAAGAAGAAGAAGAAGACGACAUAUUUGUAUAAAAUAAUAUAUGAUGUUUGAACUUUUCCUUGAUUUUACAUCACGGCAACGUAGGACUUCCACACACUGUGGGUUGCUGGUCCUGAGCGUAAAACCUCACAAUAUGGACUCUAGAUAAUAACUUCAGUUCUGACUGGAUUGGAAUCCCUUUCCUCUCAUCGUGACUUUUGCUACUAGUGGAUUUUGAUGCUGCGUAAAAAUGAUAAAUUGCAUUUUCUCCGGCGAUUUUUAUCUUUUAUUUAUCCUUGAAUUCCGAAAUUCUUCCUAACUGAUUUUCUACUGUCUCGAUAAUUCUUCUGUCUUCUUUUCCUGGUGUAUAUAUUGCCGUAUCGUCCGCGUUGAUGGUUGUAUUUGUUCUUGCAUCUGUUGGUAAAUCGGAAACGAAAAUGUAUAAAAUGGGCGAUAUGAUACUGCCCUGAGACACCCCAUCCUGAACUUCUUGUAUUCUGAACAUCUUUUGAUUUACUGAAACUUGAAAUGUUCUAUUAUAUAAAUAUGCAUCACAUACGUUGCUGCAUAUACUUCGAUACGGCAUACUAGCUCUGCCCAUCUUGUAGAUAAGGGCUUUUUCUAAACUGUAUCCUACGCUUUUUUUAUCUCGAGAAUAACCAUUCCUGUUUUUUUUUUUUGGUAUUUUUUCCAAUAUUUUUUCUAGGUAUUCCAGUAGAUAUAUUGGUCUACAACUUUCUGGUCUUCUUCUAUCCUUCCUUGGUUUUAGUAGACGGAUGAUUUUUGUUUCCAGUUGUUCGGAAAAUGUGUGCAUUUAUCAGGCAAAAUCUGAAGAUCUAGUAUAAUUGCACCAUUAUUUUCUUCGGGAGUUCCUUGAGUGUAAUAUUAUGUGAUCGUACAAAUCAUUACAGCAUUUCUUGCGGGUUAUAUAGAGGUUUUCACCUUAUAGAGGUUUUACUGUACAAGGGAUGAUAUUAUACAGACGGUAUUUACUUAGCAAACAACAUAACGAUAUCUGACUAGCAGAGACCAUUUAAAAUUGGUUAUGUGUCAAAUUUUAUGGGAAACACUCGUUUUAGAUUGUUUUAGAGUUGCCCAGUAAACGCCGUCCCAUUGAGCGCAUAGCUGCCUGUAUAUAGUUUAGGUGAAGAUGUUAAAAUAUUUCACAGGUUGUUCCAUUAACAAUGAGGUUAAAAGUAUGUAAAAGUAUAUGAUUUUAAUUUGAGAAACAAGAAAUUUUUAGCAUAUAUAGACAAUAAUUUAUCAAAAUAAGACUUAUUUGACGUUUUGUUAAUUUUUUUGCUAAGUUAUGUUUUUGGCAGUGAAACUUAAGCAAUCUUUAUAUUUAUCAGGGUAUAUUAGUUUAUUUACAGCUUAUAAAUUAUGUAUUAUUAAAUAAUAAUAUUUUAUUUAUAUCUCUUUCCGCCUAUCUUGCUUUGUAUUAUUAAAUGAAGUAUGUGAUAUCUCUCUUAUAGGCGUAUAACAUGGCAAAAAUAAUCCAGUUUGCGAUUUUUAACUGUUCUGAUCACUUCCUUUUCCUGAUUCUUUUCGUAUUUGAAGCUCUUCAGAAUUAUCCCGGUCAAUCCUGAUGUUUGAACGUUGAUACCACUAAAGAUAUUUAACGAUACAUAGAUAUUUAUCAUUAAUACCUACUUGCUGAAGAAUGGCUAUCACUUCAAUAUGUUUUACUCGAUCAAAGACCUUAUAAAAGUCAAUAAAACACAUCUCUGUACCAUAACCGGAGUACUAAAUAGUGUUUCUUUGGUUUCAAGGUUAUUGCGGAAUCUAAACUGUGUGUCACAAAGUUGUUCUUCUAGUUUGUGGUACAUCUUUUUUUGUAUGGGUUCUUCUCUAUCCCUUCUCUUACUCUUACUCCCCCUCUCUCUCUCUCUCUCUCUCUAUCUCUCUCUCUCUCUCUCUCUCUCUCUCUCUCUCUCUCUCUCUCUCUCUCUCCUCUCUCUCUCUCUCUCUCUCCCUCUCUCUCUCUCUCUCUCUCUCUUCUCUCUCUCUCUCUCUCUCUCUCUCUCUCUCUCUCUCUCUCUCUCUCUCUCUCUCUCUCUCUCUCUCUCUCUCUCUCUCAAGAGAACAAGGUUCGUGUGUUCAAUUUUUGAAGUGCAUUCACCACAGAAUUCAUAUUAUUGGAUUAUCUAUUUGAUCAAAUAUAUAUCUGAGUUACUCUGUCAAAUAGAUCUUUAAGGUGCAUAAAUUAAUGCAGUCUCGUUUUAUAACAUCAUAUAUUACAAUUUUGAAAGCUUUUAACCUGAUAUUGUCAAAAGUUAUGUAUAUAUACCUAUAUAUAUAUACAUAAUUUUAGAAGUUUCUCAGUAAAACGUUCCUAUUUUCUUGUUGUUAACUCAAUACUCCAAUAAUAUCAAGAAGCAAUAAAAUAAAAUUAAAAAUAACAAUAAAAAAUUGACAAGAAUCGGUGAAACAUAUAAAACAAACAUCCCUCAUAAUAUUCUAUUAUAAUAUAUUAUGUGGUAUAGGUAAUCACAUUAAAAAAAUUAAAUCAUGAAUUAAUUGAUGUUCAAUUAAUAGAUACUAAAAUAUCAAAGAAUCACUAAUUUUAAUACUGAUGUUGAUCAGAGUGGACAAGAAAAUAAAAUAGUUUUAUUUAGUGAAACCUAAACAACUGCUAAUAGUAGUUUACUAUACUAUCGGACGGCCAUAUAAUAUAUACGACUAUAUGUUUAAAGAUGAUAGAUUGAACUAUUUCGAUUAUCUGAUAUAAGAUUCUGCCACUCCUUUUAAAAAUGGACGGCCAUCCAUAACUAUGUUUCGUGCAGCUGCGCAAGUGUAGGGAUAUAGUGCACUAGUGAUCUCGACUAGCCUUAAAGGUACCUUAAAAUAUUAAAUUCUAUUUAUUUAUAUUGAUGUGACACUAAAGUAGCUAGCGCCCAGGUAACGCCAUUCGACUAAGUAAAUACAUUUUCUAUGUUGGCAUAAACAAUUAUGUAGAUCUUAAAAAGAUUCCUUCAGAAUACCUAUAUAAAAAUAGCAGUUAAUUAAAAAAUAAUAUAAAUAAAGAGAUAUCGAAACCGUCGUCCUCUAAUAAAAGAUUCUUUAUUUUGACACUUUUGACAUAUAAGCAUGCAUAUUUAUAUCAAAAUAAGGGACCUUUUAUUAAAGGACAACGUUAAAUAGGGCUUCGAUAUCUCUCAAAUAUACCCAAAUAUAAAACUGAUACAUAUUUUGAACAAAAAUGUUUGUACAGCUACAUAUCGAAACAGCCGAUAUGUAAGAGGUUUCAAAAAUACAGAUUAUGUUAUUUCAUCGAUAAACCAUAAAACAUGCACAUUAAAUUUUGUGUUUAUUUGCGAAAAUUAUAUUUUUCAAUUAUUUUAGAUUCAUAUCAUGAUGCCAUAACAUGUGCCAAAGUUUUAUUUAGUUAUUAGUGCCCCAGUUAAUUUAACAGAUAUCUAUUAUUGUGUGAAUGGCGUAAUCUGAUCUUUAUUAUUGACAAUGUGUUCAUCGGACAUACAUGAAAUAAAAUCCUAAAUAGUAAAAA
Diabrotica virgifera virgifera (western corn rootworm) is the source of this 23203-nucleotide messenger RNA. It is a transcript of the gene kcc, whose product is annotated as solute carrier family 12 member 6. Bases 392 to 3670 code for a protein of 1092 amino acids. Lineage: Eukaryota; Metazoa; Arthropoda; Insecta; Coleoptera; Chrysomelidae. Gene Ontology annotation, molecular function: potassium:chloride symporter activity. Gene Ontology annotation, biological process: cell volume homeostasis; potassium ion homeostasis; chemical synaptic transmission. The transcript has 16 exons. The record is from RefSeq and is a predicted model, not a curated record. Gene Ontology annotation, cellular component: membrane.